Messenger RNA from Motacilla alba alba, 2270 nucleotides. It is a transcript of the gene TSLIG2, whose product is annotated as chromosome 1 C2orf49 homolog. The record is from RefSeq and is a predicted model, not a curated record. Gene Ontology annotation, biological process: embryonic morphogenesis. Bases 47 to 781 code for a protein of 244 amino acids. Gene Ontology annotation, cellular component: tRNA-splicing ligase complex. The transcript has 4 exons. Lineage: Eukaryota; Metazoa; Chordata; Aves; Passeriformes; Motacillidae.
CGCGCGGGAUUGUGGGAGUCCUGGAAGGGGCCGCCGGGGGAAGAAGAUGGCGGCGCAGGGAAGAGCCCGAGGGGGUGGCGGCGGUAGCGAGGAGGAGUGCGGGUCUGGGCGCUCGGAGUCGGAGCUGCUGUUACUGCAUCCGGAGCUGCUCUCGGAGGAAUUCCUGCGGCUCACCCUGGAGCAGAAAAAUAUAUUAGGUGAAAAUGAUGUAAAGAUGGACAAAGAUGGACUCACUGAUCUCUAUAUUCAACAUGCCAUUCCCCUGCCUCAGCGUGACUUGCCAAAAAGUAGAUGGGGGAGAAUGAUGGAAAAGAAAAGACAGCAAAAUGACUUGAAAAGUGAGAAGAAAAGUGUUACAGCAGUGGAAGGUUUAAGGAAACGGCCAUUAAUUGUAUUUGAUGGCAAUUCUACAAGUACAAGCAUAAAGGUGAAAAAGACGGAGAACGGAGCUGCUGAGCGCCUGAAGCCUCCUCCAGCUGGAAGCACCACCAACACAGUCAGGAGAUUAUCAGUUCCUUCCAAUGCCUCAACAUACCUUUCAGCCUCCAGUUUGUCAGAGGACGCUAAGCUGGGAAUAAGGAAUAAUGAGGCUCAGCGGAACAAUAUUUCAAAGACUGACAGCAGUGUGUUGACUGGUCUGAAGGUUUACCCUUUGUCUCCAAUAGCAGGAACUACUGUUGUGAAGUUAAAGAGGUCUGUUCCGAAAGAGGAAUCUGAUUUGCCGAAUGACCUAAAGCCUUCGGAAGCAAAGAAGAAAAUCCAGCAUGUUACAUGGCCAUGAAGUAGCGAAUGGUGCUCAAAACAUAAAUAUUACUUCCGUAUUUUCAAAUAGAUAGGUCAUAUUUAAACAGUUUAAAUAAAAUUAUUUUAGAAUUUACAGACUUACAGAGAUUCAGAUUGCUGUGAAGUUUUAACAAGUUUAACAGCUCCCUGUUGUAAAGCUGGAGUCACUAUCACCAGUCACCUUAAAAGUAUCCACUCUUGUACACCAAGUAGUUAAUUACUUCUUUAAAAGGUGGUGAUAUUACACUAUACUGAACCCUCCACUCUUAGUUUUCAAGAUUAUUAUAGUUCAUCUCCUCCAUGUCACUGUGAUUCACACAUUGUUUCACUAAGAUUCAGUUUUAUUCCACAUCUGAUUAAAUAUUAAAAUAGCUAUUGAAUUUUAGAGUCAUCCCUAGAGACUUCUUGGCUAUAAAAAGGUAAUUAAUUUAGGUGAAAAAACUGACCAUUCUGCUGAUAAGAUAAUCUACAGAAUUUUUUUUUCCUUUUUAUUGCACAGGAGUGUAGAAUUUGCAGUGCAAGUUAGGUUGGUAAUAAGAGAUGAACUAUUUUAACAGCAUUACUUCAAAUUGAAGUUUCUCUUGAUAUAUGAAACAAGGAAUGCACAGAUGGAAAUACAUGACUAGACUGAUAGGAAACUUUGAGAGGAAGUAGUGAAUGGAUUAGUGCCGUGGUCUCUUUAAGUACACAGGCAUAUUUUUUACAUGCAUAAGUGUAAAAAUGUGCCAGUGUAGGAAAUUUGAUUGUUUUCCUGGUUACAAUCAUGCUUAUUUAUAAAAUAUGGGGAAAACCAAUGGAAUGCAGACCAGUGCUUUCUCAGCCUACAGACAGUUGAAGAGGGAUAUGGAUUGGAAGACAGAAGUACCUUGAGAGCAUUAACACAUGUAAUUGCACUCUAGAAAAAGUCCCACAAACCUUUUUUCCCUUCCCUUGAUAAUUAAAGAUGGAUUUUGGUUUUCUGUGAAAAUUGGUGUUUCAUCUGGAUUAUUGGAGUGCCUCACAGGGCAAAAAUCCAAUUAAGUUGAUGGAAACAUUUUUAUUAAAACUCAUUGGCUCAGGGUGAAGCCAGUUUAGAUCAGUUUUAGAUAGGGAUGGUAAAUAAGAAUAAUAAGAAUGCUCCCAGACUUGGUAAAACCAAAAAAGAAUCAACUUCUGAAUCCACCUAGUUAACCCAGUAAAAGAAGUUUGGUAGUGAUCUGAAAGCUUGUUUACAUUUUUAACUUUGGUUUGUAUUGAAACCAAAAACUGUAGCUUAGUUCUUUACAGAAGUUCUCCAUUCACUGUUAUGAUGUAAAAGGCACUUCUCGAAUGCUGUAAAAUGGUAAGGAUGUGUGUUUUGAAAUGGUGUGCUCUCUCCCUUUUACUAAACACUUGUGCAGUUUUUGUACUUGAGUACAGCAAACUUUAACGUAAUGUACAUUUUUUUAUGUAAAGACUUGUCUUUUAAGUAGCCUUAUCCUAUUUAAAUAAAUUAAAUUAAAAGCAAA